Molecule: messenger RNA, 873 nt
Organism: Aureobasidium uvarum
Lineage: Eukaryota; Fungi; Ascomycota; Dothideomycetes; Dothideales; Saccotheciaceae
Source: the annotation of a GenBank genome assembly
AUGGCUGGUGAGAAGAAGAAGCAACAGCCUUUCUGGNNCUUGGUGGAGCGGCUGCUUCUAUGGCAGCAACAUGCAGUCAGAACUGAUGAUGAUAGCCGCAUGCAAGUCAUGCACCAACCGAAAAACAUUCUCAGGACAUUAGUAUUCUUUGCCGGUCGUGAUGGUAUCCCUUCUCUCUGGACUGGUUUGACUGGAUCCUGGCUCAGACAAUGUUCCUACUCGACCGCACGUUUCGGACUCUACAACUACUUUGCCAAGGAAGUCAAGCAAAGGACAGGAACCACAAAGUUGACCGCUGGCUGGGAAGUCGUGUGUUCUGGUGUGGCCGGUGGAGCAGCAGGUCUUAUCGGUAACCCUACCGAGGUCGUGCUCGUCAGAAUGUGUGCAGACGGUGCCAAAACUGCUGCGGAACGAUACAACUAUGGCAACUCCAUCCGUGCACUAUUCAGAAUCGCAAAGGAGGAAGGUCUAUCGACUUUCAGCAGAGGCUUGACGCCCAACAUUGUCCGCAGUGUCAUUAUGAACAUUUCUCAAAUCGCUACCUACUCCACCGCAAAGGACUACCUCCUCUCGAACCCCAGUCUUGGUCUCAAGGACGGCAUUUUCCUCCACUUCCUCGCCUCGUUACUUGCCGGAACUGUCGCAACUACUGCAUGUGCACCUGCCGACGUACUGAAAAGUCGUGUCCAAAGUGCUGCCACCGUAAACGGUCUUCCUCAUGAGAGGAUGGUCGCCCGCAUGGCUCAGACUCGCNNUCCCAAUACCGUGUUGAUGUUUGUCUUCAUGGAACAACUUCAACGUCUUGUGGGCGUCAGCACUGGUCAACCCAAGCCCGUCCAGGAGAAGAAGGCCUCUGAGGCCUUGAAGGCAUAG